AGUUUGCUUUGUCUGCACUUUAGCACAUAUUUAUUAGGAAAUACAGCGUUGGCUUAUAUUAAUAAUAAUAAUAAUAAUAAUAAUAAUAUAAAAUUUAAAAUGAAAAUUCCUUCAUUCAUCUUCGGAACACAAAUGUAAUUUUUACAAAGCUACAAGAAAGCUACUUUUUGUGCGCAAACUAUUUUUCUCCCCUGUGUUACCAUAUUCUGCCAUUAUGGAGAGUAACAUAAUUCCACAGGCCACAAUCAUCAACCUGAUCAACUCAAUGCGUAGGAGAUGUGUUGCACUGCGUGAGGCAAAUGGUGGUCACACCCGAUACUGACUGGUUUUCGGACCCCCUGGACCCCCCAAUACAGUAAAACUGCACAUUUUAAAUAAAUAUAAGUAAAUAUUCUUUGGUAGCCUCUUUAGAUGGCUUUUAGUUAAGGUCAUCACAGACAUGCAGCAAUGAGAAGAAUCUCAGCCACAAUCCCUGAGGCCCUGAGUGCUGAUUUCAGCCUCUGUGUGUGAGGACACUAUAUUAACACACCUCACUAAAUGGCACACUGCUCUUCUCAUAUAUAGCGGAAUGAUUGGAACAAGUGGAACGGGAGCUUAUGGAAAAAUGUGCUUUCAGUUUAUCCUUCCCAUUACCAUCCAAGCACAACACAGUAUUCAGAAAGCAUGACCUCUGUACUGACAAUGGCUCUGCAGACAAAAACAGAUGAUGUCUCGAGUAUCAUCUGUUGUGAUACAGCAUGCAUUUGUUCUGAAUUGCACUAAAUUUUGGUGAUUCAAAGGAUUGGUGGUUCAACACUAAACAUGCAUAUUUGCUAGUACAUUUUAAAGACAUCGUAUUAGGGUUAGGUUUAACUCUUACUUAAAAUAAACUGGAAAUUUAGUUUCAUGACUUUCAUGACAUUUCCUUCCAUUCAUGACAUGAACAGAUAACAGAAAAUUUCCUUAACACUCCCUUUUAUGAUGUAUGAGGACACUACAGAAUGUAAUUGGCGUAUUUUAACUGAAAAUUCAUUUGAGAACAGUGGAGUGGUGUUUUUGGUGUGAAUUAAAAGUUCAAUUGAAGGGCCCCUCUGCCUUUUAUUCACUUGAUCACAAGUGUUUUCAAGCAGAAGUAGUUCUAGUCCUCUAGUAUUUGUCUUAUGAUGUCUCUGCAGCACAUGACUAUGCUGGUUUUAGGAUUUUUUUACAAAAUGUUCAGCCAGUUUUGGGAUGUCAUAUAACUAACAAAGAGCAUAUUGAGCCAGUGAGGCAGGAUUAUCAGCACUCCUGCCCCAUCCUAUCUCCUGAAGGGUUCAGAGGUCACUCCACUCUCAUGUUUAUAAACACUGUGCUGUCGAGAGGAAGGAUCAUAAUUAUACUAUGUUUUAACCAGCUUCAAGUUCACACACUUUUAACAGGCUGGAGCGCAGGCUGUCAGGUUUCUAAGCGAGGAGAUAAUGAGAGUUCACACACAUACCAGAUUCUGCUUUCUCUGCGUGCUGACCCUGCUGUACCAUCAGUGCAGUCACUGCCAUGAAGGAGGGUCUCACCAUCACCACGGGCACAACCACGGUGAUCACGACCACAUCCACAGUGACCUGCAGAUUUCAGAAUUGUCCUGCGAUGGUUUAUCAGACCAUUUUGUGCACAGCGGCCAUGGCGAAUCUGCAGAGAACGAGCAACGUUACUACAUCCAGCAGUUGUUCUGUCGGUACGGCCACAAGGAUCGUCUGGAUUUUAAAGGCUUCCAGAGUCUGCUGUUGAGUUUAGGGCUGGGCGAAGUGCGUGUGGUUGGGCUGGAGCAUGAAGACCUGGGCCACGAUCAUGUGGCACACUUAGAUAUUCUCGAGGUUCAGGAGGGUCGGCACUCGCAUUCAGCCAGCCAUCCGCAUCCUCAUCAGAAGCCCCACAUCUCACACGAGACCCAUCAACAUCCCCACCACGAGAAUGAACAACAUGGCCCUGCCGAGGAGCUACCAUGCAGCAAAACACUUGGCACCGGAGCCGAGAGCACCACUCGCAGUGGAUCUGAGGGACAUGAUCAUGAUCACCAUGACCAUGACCAUGAUCGUGAACAUGAUCACGAUGAACAUGAACAUGAACAUGAACAUGAACAUGAGAAAGACAGUGAUCACAAACAUAUUCACAGGCAUGUUACGGACAGUCCUCAUACUCAAGAUGACCAUGACCAGCUUGAGCAAAAGAGUAGUGAACAUGCACAAGAAAAUAAUGAUCUCAGUGACCAAAACCACCAUCAUCACGACCACCAUCACCACAAGCAUCCCCACCCUCAUCUCCAUAGUCCUGACAGCAUGGAGCACCACACAGCAUCCCCUCAUCUCACACCCAGAAUACAGCCUUCUGCCCCAUCUGAGCUACCCACCACACAACCCAGGAGAAACAGCAGACCACCUAAAGCCAGAGCUCAUCGAGGACGCAACAAGACCAGCAUCAGUGUUACUCAGGCUGGCGAGCUGGAGACAAGAAGAGAUGACCAUGACCAUAGCAGCCAGGAUCACAGCCCUAUUCAGUCGCAGAGGGGCAGGAGAGAGGUUCCAGGAGAAGAUCUGUCUGUGAAAUCACAUGCACAUGGUGUUCUUCACCAACAUGAGGAGUGUCUGAAUUUAACGGAGCUGCUACACCAUUAUGGACUGAGCUCGGAUUCUCUCAUAUCUCCAGUGCAGUUCACCUAUUUAUGUCCAGCUCUGCUCUAUCAGAUAGACAGACGCUUCUGCAUCCUUCAUUAUCACCACGUUGAGGCUGAAGUACAAGAUGAAACAUCUUCAGUGUGGGUCUGGAUGUGGGGAUUUGUGUCGAUCACCAUCAUCAGCCUGCUGUCUCUGCUGGGUGUUGUUCUGGUGCCCAUCCUCAACCAGUCCUGCUUCAAGUUUCUCUUGACCUUCCUGGUGGCGCUGGCCGUGGGAACCCUCAGUGGUGACGCCUUACUACAUCUACUCCCUCAUGCUCAAAGUGGCCAUGAUCACAGCCAUGGAGGACUCGCAGAGGAAGAACCCACAGACUUUCUGACCAAGUUUGAUGGAGUUUGGAAAGGACUGACUGCACUAGCAGGAAUCUACCUCCUCUUCAUAAUUGAACAUUGCAUUGGCAUGUUCAAACACUACAGGGACCAAAGGGGAAGCCUCUGCCAGAGGAAGAAGAAAGGAGAGCAAGCAAAGAUUGGGAGGAAGUUGUCAGAUCACAAACUCAACAGGCGUUCAGAUGCCGAGUGGCUCCAUCUGAAGCCUCUAACAGAGGGAGAAGGUGCAACAUGUGAAGCAGGACACAAUGACACUCAGAUGACGGAGUUGCAGCCUUUGGAUUCACCCAGCAAAAUGCCACUCUCCAUCUCUGAUUCAGAUCACGCCAACAAGGAGCCAGUAAAAACAGAAGAGGACAGUAGGCCAAAGGCAAAAUCAAAAAAGCAUGGACACGGGAACGGACAUGGUCACUCCCACCAUGGGCACUGUCACUCUGACCAGGAAAUGAAAGAUGCAGGGAUCUCCAGCAUAGCAUGGAUGGUGAUCAUGGGAGAUGGCAUGCAUAACUUUAGUGAUGGACUUGCUAUAGGUGCUGCUUUCAGUGCUAAUAUUACAGGAGGCAUUAGUACUUCAGUGGCUGUUUUCUGUCACGAACUGCCCCAUGAACUAGGUGACUUUGCUGUUUUAUUGAAGGCUGGGAUGUCAGUGAAGCAAGCCAUUGUGUACAAUGUCCUCUCUGCUCUGAUGGCUUAUGCUGGCAUGGUGAUCGGCACGGCUGUGGGACAGUACACGCACAACGUCACCAGCUGGAUCUUUGCCGUUACUGCUGGCAUGUUUCUCUAUGUGGCAUUAGUGGAUAUGUUACCAGAGAUGCUUCAUGGUGACAGUGAGGAGCACAAGCGCUGUGAGAUGGGUCACUUUGUCCUGCAGAACUUGGGCAUGCUCACAGGGUUCGGCAUCAUGUUGCUGAUCGCCAUCUUCGAGGAUCACAUUGUGCUUGACUUUGGCUUCUAGCCGGAGCCUGAGGUCAGGGGUGGCGUCAUUCAUCAGCUACAUUCACACACGUGCUUUGCCUUAAAGUGGCUUUGUUUUGUGAUGGUACAGUCUUGCAGGCAUGUCUCAAAAGACAGCAUCAGUAGCUUACAGUGGACAUGGACAUGCAAACAAACAUGUUUACAUUUCAUCAUUUCUCAUCUCUUCCUCUCUACUAGACCGUUCUCUCUUGUCCUUAAUCAGUUCUUUUUUUUUCUUUUUCUUUUUGAGUAUGUGUUUCCAAUCAGACACAUCCACAGCACAUGAGAAGCACUCCCCAGUAUUUGGGUUAUCCCUUUAAUAUUGUAGUUUUUUUUUUGUAGGACUGUGUCCUAGAGAGAAGCAGCUAUUCAUCAGUCACUCAUUCAGUGUCAUGUUUAGCUCUUUCAUUCAUCUGUAUUGUAUCUCAUAGUCCAUUCAUUCGUAACUGGCGUGUUGUGCUGUGUAUGUCUAGUGUGUUACACCAUCUCCGUGUCAGGCACAGAACUGUGCUAAUAUGGUGCAACAGAGUCCAACUGGCAUCAACACUGCAGUUUUCUUUUUUUAUUGAGAAGUACUGGUCAGUAUUGUUUGCCAGGAUCAUGAAAAACAACACACUUGGUUUGCGCUUUGCUGUCAACAUUGACUACUUGUGUAUUUCUUACACUAUAUUUACCAUUCGUAGUCCACAGUCUUAGAAUUUCAUUUGCUUUUUUUUUUCUUUUCUUUUCUGUUAUUAUUGUCUAAGAUUGUACUAGUGAUUUGGCCAACUCUGAGUAUUGAAGAAAUAGGUAUGCAACUGUGUUUUGAAUAACCUCGUACACGAUGCUGCCAAAAGACCGAUCACAUUCAUGAGGUCAGCUGAACAGUGACUGAACAUGUCCAGUAUUAAAGCUAAUGCUAAAACACUGUGAUUUUUAAAUGAAGAACAACUGUCUACGCAUAUCUGUCCAUCAAGGAAUACAUCACUUUUCUUUUGGGAAGUCUAUUUGUUCAUUGAUAAAAUAGUAAUUAUCAUGAUCUAGACUACUUUCAGAGUUGAUUUUCAUAUCCAAGUGGAGUUGUUGUAAAUAAUGAUCUUGUUACAAUUGAAGAAGUUCAAGAAAUAAUUAUCUUCCCCAAAGGAGAUUUGCUACUGAAGACUUGUUUUUUUUGUUGAACAAGUUGGCAUUUUGAAAUACCUUUACUUUAUUUUAAUUUUAUGACAUGUUUGGUAUUACUGGAAAAUUCAGAAUGUUAUUUUGUGAGACAUCAGCACCUUUUAUACACUGACCAUCUAAAAACUUGCUUUCUGGGAGAACCAUUCCUUUUUAAACCUAAAAAUUGAGUUUGCCAUUAUGAAAUGUUCUUUUUUGACAAUCUUAAAUGCUCUCGUUUCUUGACACCCUCCUAUUAUUAAAAUUAAUGCACACAUUUCGAUCAUUGGCCUUAUGUGCAAUUGUAUGAAACUACAAUCAAAGCUACAGAACGUCUGUUCAUCUGUCCCCCUCUGAUGCGAUUCUCGUUAAUGAGUGUGCAACAUUUUGAUUGUGCCAAAUAUGGGCUGUUUCUAAAACUGCGCACAAGCGCUGCCUGUGCCCGCAGUCGCCUCUACACAUUCCACUGGCUGUGUUCGCUGCUUGAAUCCUCUACCGUCAUGAGUUGGUGGGGCAUGUUAUGUGAUUCAUGCUUAUCCUGUCACCAUGUGACAUCCAUUUAUUUGUUCUCGUGGGUGUGUAUCGUUAUUAAUUAAUGGAAACAUGCAUGAGACAAGUGAAAGUGUCUAGUUUUCAUUUCUGUUAUACAAUGGAGAUAUGAGAACACUUAAAGUUGAUUUCCUCUUUCCCUGAAGAACUUAAUUUUCACAGCUUGAAUGUAAAGCCAAUGAGUUUUAGGGGUCAUGUGAGCAAGCCUAAUCAGAGUCGUCAGAGAUUAGGUCUAAAGCCCGUGUACGUCUGUGAAAUGAAGUUGUCCAUUUUGUUUAACCGAAACCGAGCUCUAGAGCUCAAAUGAAACACCUCGGUUAAGUGGUGCAAAGAAAUAACUAAAAAUGACGCACACCAAUUUGCUUCAUGCUUUACAGUGUAUUCCAAAAAAGGACCAUCCAGAUAUUUACUUAAACGCAUUUGAGUAUUGUCAGUUGUUUGGGAAGACAUUUAUUUUUAAAUCCUCUGUUUACACAGCUUGGAUGUUAAAGCGUUUUCAAUACAUUUGCCAUUCUUGCUGAUUGUCUGUGCAUUUCUUUGUCAGAAGUGGAAAAUAAAGUUUGCAAAGCCUA
Molecule: messenger RNA, 6225 nt
Organism: Onychostoma macrolepis
Lineage: Eukaryota; Metazoa; Chordata; Actinopteri; Cypriniformes; Cyprinidae
Gene: slc39a10
Product: solute carrier family 39 member 10
Exons: 10
Coding region: 1437-3971 (844 amino acids)
Biological process (GO): positive regulation of B cell receptor signaling pathway; zinc ion import across plasma membrane; intracellular zinc ion homeostasis
Cellular component (GO): membrane
Molecular function (GO): zinc ion transmembrane transporter activity
Source: RefSeq, a predicted model, not a curated record